AUGUUUGGGCGUGUUCCAAGGAGGAGUGACAACACUAAGUAUUAUGAGGUUCUUGGUGUGUCAAAAAGUGCAAGUCAAGAUGAACUGAAGAAGGCUUAUAGGAAAGCUGCCAUAAAGAAUCAUCCUGAUAAAGGUGGAGAUCCUGAAAAGUUUAAGGAGCUGUCUCAAGCUUAUGAAGUCCUUAGUGAUCCGGAUAAAAGAGAACUUUAUGACCAAUAUGGUGAAGAUGCACUUAAGGAGGGAAUGGGAGGAGGUGGCGGUGGCGGUCAUAAUCCAUUUGAUAUAUUUGAAUCAUUUUUUGGCGGAGGUGGUUUUGGUGGUGGUGGCAGCUCAAGAGGAAGAAGGCAGAAGCAAGGGGAAGACGUAGUGCACCCUCUGUGGGUUUCCUUAGAGGACUUGUACAAUGGAACAUCCAAGAAACUCUCUCUUUCUAGAAAUGUUUUGUGUGCCAAAUGUAGAGGGAAAGGUUCAAAAAGUGGAGCCUCUGGGACCUGUCGUGGCUGCCAAGGUUCUGGAAUGAAAGUUUCAAUCCGACAUAUUAGAUUGGGCAUGAUUCAACAAAUGCAACAUGUAUGUCCAGAAUGCAGAGGCUCAGGUGAGCUCAUUAGUGAGAAGGAUAAAUGUCCCCAAUGCAGAGGGAAUAAGGUAACACAGGAAAAGAAGGUGCUGGAGGUGCAUGUUGAGAGGGGGAUGCAACAUGGCCAGAAAAUAGUUUUUGAAGGUCAAGCUGAUGAAGCUCCUGACACAAUUACAGGGGAUAUAGUUUUUGUAUUGCAACUGAAAGAGCACCCGAAGUUCGAACGGAAAUCGGAUGAUCUUUAUGUGGAACACACACUCAGUUUAACAGAGGCUCUUUGUGGUUAUCAGUUUGCUCUUACUCAUCUUGAUGGUCGGCAGCUUCUUAUCAAAUCAAAUCCUGGCGAGAUCAUAAAGCCAGGUCAAUACAAAGCAAUUAAUGAUGAAGGAAUGCCACAUCAUCACAGGCCCUUCAUGAAGGGCAAGCUCUAUAUCCAUUUUGAUGUGGAGUUCCCUGACUCUGGGAGUCUAUCCCCUGAGCAGUGCCGUACUUUACAGACUGCAUUACCCCCAAGGCAAAGCAAAAUCUUGUCAGAGAUGGAGAUGGAUAACUGUGAAGAGACAAUUAUGCAUGAUGUCAAUAUGAAGGAGGAGACAAGGCGGAAACAGCAGCAGCGCCAGCAGCAGGAGGCAUAUGAUGAGGAUGAUGAUGAACCAUCUAUGCCUCGAGUGCAGUGUGCCCAGCAGUAA
Molecule: messenger RNA, 1266 nt
Organism: Dovyalis caffra
Lineage: Eukaryota; Viridiplantae; Streptophyta; Magnoliopsida; Malpighiales; Salicaceae
Source: the annotation of a GenBank genome assembly